AUGGAAGGUCUAGAAGAUGAUUUCAUACCGGAUUUUACACAUUUGUCUGUUGCAGGGGAAGUGGCCGAUAGAAAUAGCUUGGUUAGACAGGAGGGGGAUGUCGUGUACAUUUCAGUGGGUAAUCGACUCAACGGAUGGAAUUUAAGAUUUUCGGAAAUUGAGAAGAGUAUACCCACUCUUAAGAAAAGAAUAACCCAUUUCGACUUUUCCGAUGGGGUAUUGGUGAUAGGCUAUGAAAACGGAGCUAUCCAAGUGCAUUCAAGCGAAAUAAUAUCGUUCCGCCCACACUCUAGAAGAGUCACAAAAGUCUCAAAGAUAGGAGACUAUAUUUUGUCUUCUUCGGCAGACGGCAGCAUCAUUUUAUACGACUUAAUUGGAGAGGAAAUUCGAAUAUCGUAUGAAGGAAAUGACAUAUGUGUCGAAAAGUUUUUUUCUGAUUCUUCGGUAGUUAUUGGAAUUUGUUCUGAUAAUGCAUUGAGAAUCUGGAAUCUCGAAGAGAAGCAUGUAAAAAGCGUCCACAUCUUUGGAAAGGCCAUAAAAGACGUGUUUGCCGUCAAUGAAGAGGCCUUAAUAUUUUUCAAGGAUGGAGAAUGUAUUUUCUAUAAUUUAGUAGAGAAGACAUCUCGUCCCUUCAACAAAUUUAAGAAACUAAGGAAUAUCAAAGUGAGAGGGAAUAAGAUGUUCCUUCAGAACAAAAAUAAGUUACACAUAUAUGAAAUAGAUAGCAAAGAUAAGAUUGUACUGAGAGAUCUUGAAGCUGAAAAAAUAAGCGAUAGAUAUACUGAUUUUGAUGUGAUGCCAGAUGGAGGGCUUUUGUUUGCUACUAUUGACAACAGUUGGGAGUGCUUAAAGGAUGGAAAGAUAUACCCAUUUGGAUUUCACAGAAGUGAGAUUCUGGGCCUUGAGACCUGCGAGGACAAGAUUGUCACAAUGUCGAAGGAAAGCAUAAUCUUCUGGGUGAUAGACAAAAAAGAAAUGAAAAGAGUUGGAAACAUACAGAUAAAAAACGGAAAAUGCAUGUGCAUAUGGAAUGGCCAUGUGGUAAUUGGCGGGAGUGAAGGACUUUCUUGCUACUCAGGCUUAAAUUAUCUCCUAGUUAAAGAAGAAAAUAUAGGGCCUAUAUCAUCUGUUUUUGCCACCAGACAAGAACUACUUGUAGGGAAAGAUAACAGCCUUCUGUUCUAUGACAAUAGAUGGGUUGUUUCAAGAACAUUAGAAGUAGAAGACCCCAUAUCGUCGAUAGAAGCUUCUCAAGACGGAUCUCUACUUUGCAUAGGUCUCUUAAAUAGCAAGGUACACAUAUAUGGUAUGAACGAAUUGAAUCUAAGAAUUACCCUUUAUGGACAUGCUCUUCCAGUAAGGUCUAUGAAGCUAUCUCCCGACAAUUCGGAAAUCCUCACAUGCGGUUCAGACAAGACCGUUAAGAUGUGGGGAACACAGUUUGGAGAAUGUAGGAAAAGCUUCAUUGGCGAUUCAAGAAGUAUAGAAUAUUGGAACAAAGAUCUGUUUAUGUUUACAUCAGGUGUUAUUCAGUACUUUAAGAGAUAUGAAAAACUUAAGGAGUUCAAGAACCGCGAAUCAAACUUGGUCAAAAUAAGAAAGGACAUGAUGAUUUCCUGUGGAAAGUUUAAUGUUGAUCUUUAUACCAUGAACAAAUAUGAAUUUCAAAAAGAAGAUGAGGAGGAAAGCAAUGAGGAAGAAGUUAUGAGGGUAGCCAAGAUAAUGAAUUAUAAGAUGUAUGACCGUUUUCUAACCGAAUUGGAAGAGUUAUCAAAGGAUUUCUCCAGUGACAACAUUAAGACGUUUUUUAAUGUUUUAAUGGAUAUAGACUUUUGUGAACUGGACAAGUUUUUAUGUCUAAUGAACUCUUCCGACAUUAUCCAGGUCAUGAAUGUAUUGCAUGAAUGUUGUAAUUGGAAUGCGAUACUGGUUGCAAGGGUAUUCAUUUCUUUGGUUAGACUCCACAAAGAUAUAUGUAUUUCCCAUCCAAAGUUCAAGGUUUUUCUUCAGACGAUUACCGAUAAAACAAAAGAGGUUAGAACUCAAGUUAGCAGAAACCAGGGACUUCUUCUCACGAGGAAAAGUAUAAACAAAGAACAAAGCUUUAGCGUGGAAUAA
Messenger RNA from Encephalitozoon intestinalis ATCC 50506, 2118 nucleotides. RefSeq lists its product as uncharacterized. The transcript has a single exon. Gene Ontology annotation, biological process: maturation of SSU-rRNA. The record is from RefSeq and is a predicted model, not a curated record. Gene Ontology annotation, molecular function: protein binding; snoRNA binding. Gene Ontology annotation, cellular component: Pwp2p-containing subcomplex of 90S preribosome; small-subunit processome. The coding region runs from base 1 to 2118 and encodes 705 amino acids. Lineage: Eukaryota; Fungi; Microsporidia; Unikaryonidae.